Messenger RNA from Seriola dumerili (greater amberjack), 2345 nucleotides. RefSeq names its product zinc finger and BTB domain-containing protein 14-like (gene zbtb14). The transcript has 10 exons. Gene Ontology annotation, molecular function: RNA polymerase II cis-regulatory region sequence-specific DNA binding; protein binding; DNA-binding transcription factor activity, RNA polymerase II-specific. The record is from RefSeq and is a predicted model, not a curated record. NCBI's taxonomy places the organism in Eukaryota, Metazoa, Chordata, Actinopteri, Carangiformes, Carangidae. Bases 153 to 1457 code for a protein of 434 amino acids. Gene Ontology annotation, cellular component: nucleus. Gene Ontology annotation, biological process: regulation of transcription by RNA polymerase II.
UCCUGCAGUGUGUGCGUGCUAGCGCAAAGCGCGGCCUUCCGCUCGGUGCUCGUCCUCAUCAACAACAACAACAACCACCGGAUAAAGUGUUUCCCGGCUCCCGGUGCGCUGACACACCCAGAGAGACACACUCACCCCGGGACUCUGUGACGAUGGCGGAGACAGUGAAGUACGUGGACGACGAACACAAAAGCAUCUUCCUGAAGCUGCUGAAUGAGCAGCGACUGGAGGGCGAACACUGUGACAUCGCUGUGGUUGUCGAAGACGUCAAGUUCCGCGCUCACCGCUGUGUGCUUGCCGCCUGCUCCAACUACUUCAAAAAACUGUUCAAGAAACACGAGGUGGACAACUCGUCUGUGAUUGAGAUCGACUUCAUCCGCUCUGAUAUCUUUGAGGAGGUGUUGAACUACAUGUACACUGCAAAGAUCUCUGUGAAGAAGAGAGACGUCAACCUCAUGAUGUCGUCUGGACAGAUCCUUGGCAUCCGCUUCCUCGACAAGCUCUGCUCACAGAAACGAGACGUGUCGUCAGAAGAUAAAGAGAAGUUUCCCUAUGACAUCGUGAAGAUGGCGCUGCCGCCCGAGGCUCAGCUGGCCGCUGAGUCUGAGGUGCUGGGUGAACAUAACACACCUGCCACAGAUGACCUUGUUGAGGCAUCAGCCAAUCAAGAGCUAGAUAAAUCUCCCAGUGCAGCACUGCGUGUCCAGGAAGCCAUCCUGAAAGAACUGACCAAUGAGGAUGUACACAAGGUGACCUGCUACGACCAGGAUGUGGUGACAGAGAUGGAGGCAGAGCCUAAAGAGCUGGGGGCAGAGCAUCAUGCCACCCAGACGCUGACAUUUGCUGACAGUAUGGGGGAGGUGAAGGACGAACAGCCACCUGGUUGGUCGACAGCAACAACAGACAUGAAGUUUGAAUACCUGCUAUAUGGACACCGAGAACAGCUCGCCUGCCAGGUGUGUGGCAAGACCUUCUUGGACGAGAGCAGACUCAGGAAACAUGAGAAGCUUCACUCAGCAGAGCGUCCGUUUGCCUGUGAGAUCUGCACCAAAGCUUUCACCACACAUGCUCACCUGAAAGAGCACCUGAAGAUCCACACAGGCUUCAAACCGUACAGGUGUGACGUUUGUGGUAAAUCGUUCAUUCGAGCUCCAGACCUGAAGAAACACGAACGAGUUCACAGCAACGAGAGACCGUUCGCCUGCCAGAUGUGUGACAAGGCGUUUAAACACAAGUCUCACCUGAAGGAUCAUGAGAGGAGACACAGAGGAGAGAAACCAUUCGUCUGUCCGUCCUGCACCAAGGCCUUCGCCAAGGCGUCAGAUCUGAAGCGUCAUGAAAACAACAUGCACAGUGAGAGGAAACAGCUGAAUCCACUGCAGAGCGACACAGAGACACUGCAGGCUGCUGCCAUGGCUGCAGAGGAGCAACAUCUGGACAACAUCAGCUGCUCCUAACAUCUGGACAACAUCAGCGACUCCUCACAUCUGGACAAUAUCAGCUGCUCCUCACAUCUGGACAUCAGCUGCUCCUAACAUCAGCUGCUCCUAACAUCUGGACAAUAUCAGCUACUCCUCACAUCUGGACAACAUCAGCUGCUCCUUAUCACUGUAUGAAUAAGAAUAUUUUGACUGUAUCUGUUGAUUGAUUUUAAUGUAGUUUUCUCUGCAUCAGUGAACAUGAACUGACUUUAAAGGGGCUGUUUGUAAGUUUCCUCUGCUGCUGAACCUGGUUUUAUUCUGGAGCCGAUGAUGACGAUGGUGAUGAAGAUUGUCACUCACCAGGAUCUUUAGUCAUCGUUGUGUUUACAGCAGGUUAUAAUCCGUCCACUGAGCAGCUUCAGGACAGACUGCAGGCUACAGUGACUCAGUAUCAGAAAGUGAGGAGACGAUCUGACCAGGCUGCAGCUAGCUGGUUAGCAUGCUAACUUCAGUAGAAGAGAAGAGACCAGAAGUUACAUUGGUGUUUGGAGACAGCUGUUGGUGAGUAAAAGAUGAUGUUAGUUUCUUCUAGACUGGUAAGUAAACAGAUGCUAAUGCUAUGUGGCAAUAGCAGAACUUACAAAUAGCUCCUUUAACAUGAACUGAUAACCUCAACGAUCAUGUGGUGAACAUGUUAAACGUGGCUGACGUUCCUCUGGCUUCUUGUAUGAUCUGUAAAUACUUCUCCCUUUGUAAAUGACAGGACUCUGUACAGAAAACUGUUGUAUAUGAAUCUGUUCAGUUCAAUGAGCAGAGCUGCUGUGUUUAAACCACGACUUUUAUUUUAUUGUUUCAUUACUGUCACUAAACUACAGGAGCCCAGAGUGGACACAUAAACUCAAAGGGCUCUGUUUACAUGAAAUA